This is a messenger RNA of Knipowitschia caucasica, 381 nucleotides long. The record is from the annotation of a GenBank genome assembly. NCBI's taxonomy places the organism in Eukaryota, Metazoa, Chordata, Actinopteri, Gobiiformes, Gobiidae.
AUGCCCACCGAGGGCCCAAGCACGCGGCAAAAGGAGCGCAAAGAUCCUGAUCAGACUUCAGGUAAUCUGGUCCUGGAGAUACGGGCGUUGACCGCCACAAUCGACGCACUAAAACUCUCCUUUGAGCAGCAGCUGGAUUCUAAAGUGGACAGUUUGCGGGACUCGGUGCAAUUAAUGAUGGACUCACAUGGAGACACGUCUGCAGACGACAAUGUCCAGGAGGGUGCAGAUGAGGAAGCAUCACAGCCACAUUCUCCAAACCCACAUGACACAGAAGAACGGCUUUUAAGAACCCCCCCCCCCCCCAUCACGCUCUACCACAAGAACCCCCCCAUCCCCACCUCACUCCAGCACAAGAACCCCCCCAUCCCAUGGACAUAA